AUGUCGAGUAUUCCAGAAGACAUCUUCCAUGACAUCCUUUUAAGAUUACCUACGAAGUCGUUACUUGUUUGUAAGUGUGUUUGCAAGAAUUGGUUUGAACUCAUCUCCAAUCCUAGUUUUAUUCAUACACACCUUAAUCUUGUUACCCAAAGAAACAACUUUAGUGUAACGAUUAAUCUUUAUGGCAAAACUAGAUUCACAUACGCAGUGCACUCCAUAGGUUACGAAUCAUUAUUAUACUCGAGUGAAAGUGAUCAAGAUGAUGCUGACGACAUGUUGUUUAAAGGUGGUUAUAUUUUUUCAUCCACCCCUAGAACCUUUCUUGACUUGUUGUGUUCUUGUAAUGGUUUGGUUUGUUUAGAUUUUUGGACUAAUGAUAAUCGAGGAAAAAAGAAAGAUAAACGAAGGAUUUGCAUUUGGAACCCAGCCACAAGAGAAUACAAGAAACUGCCCAAAGCACCAACUAAUCGAACUAGUCGAGGUUUCGUUGAUUUUCUUGGAUGUGCUUUGGGUUACGAUUAUAAGAUUAAUGAUUACAAGUUUGUAACUUUAGUAGAAUUGGAUCACCGGACUUAUCAAAUCCUAGUCUACACGUUAGGAUCAAACUUGUGGAAAAAAAUUCAGAAUAUCUCGUGUACGAGAAUUGAGCAACAGUCUGGGGUGUUAUCCAACGGAGCUUUUCAUUGGUUAGGUACCCGAAACGAAGAUCGCUGCUCCAGUUUUGUAAUCUCUUUUAAUAUCAGCAACAACAGAUCCGAUGAGAUACAACUCCCUAAGGAAGCUUUGGAUGAAGGUUGCUGUGUUUCUAUAGGGGUGUUGGAAGAGUGCCUUUGUGCAGUUGUUCAUUAUUUGAUUGACGAGAAACGUGUACGUCGAGGUCAAGUUAUACUAUGGGUAAUGCUAGAGUAUGGAGUUCGUGAAUCUUGGACUAAACGUUAUGUCAUCGACCAUGAGAGGAUUCUGAAGAACUGUUAUAAUUUGAGGCUCAUGUGGUAUUUUAAGAAUGGUGAGAUUCUUUUUGCGCUUUCUUGUGAUGAGAUUAAUCUAGUUAUAUACGACCCGAAGCAUGGAAGUGUUAGAGAACCAAAUCUUCAUGGUUUGCGCAUAACUGAUGGUGCAAGUUACUUUGAAACCUUAGUUUCACUAAAAUCUGGUAUGUACUUCGCGGGAAAUGAACUAAUGGAGUUAUCAAUAGAAGAUGAAGGAGAUGAAGAGGAAUCUGAUCAAUUCAAGAAGAAGAACAAAUUGAGGAAUGCUUCGGUGACUGAGGCUAAGAAGAGAAAGAGGCGAGUAUCUCAUCAGUACUUGUUAUAA
Molecule: messenger RNA, 1314 nt
Organism: Papaver somniferum (opium poppy)
Lineage: Eukaryota; Viridiplantae; Streptophyta; Magnoliopsida; Ranunculales; Papaveraceae
Product: F-box protein CPR1-like
Exons: 1
Coding region: 1-1314 (437 amino acids)
Molecular function (GO): protein binding
Source: RefSeq, a predicted model, not a curated record